Molecule: messenger RNA, 1110 nt
Organism: Aspergillus terreus NIH2624
Lineage: Eukaryota; Fungi; Ascomycota; Eurotiomycetes; Eurotiales; Aspergillaceae
Product: alpha/beta hydrolase
Exons: 3
Coding region: 1-1110 (369 amino acids)
Molecular function (GO): hydrolase activity
Source: RefSeq, a predicted model, not a curated record
AUGACCAUCUCCCAAGAUCCUGGCGACAGAGACCUGCAUGAUCUGCGUCCAAAGGUGAUCAUCCAGCCACUCCACAACAGUAUCCCUCCGGAAUUGCUACCUCGAUUCGACCCAGUCUACGUGGAACACUACAACAAGUAUAAUGCCGGCCGUCUACACACCCACGAGGUGCCCAUUGAGGAAUUUCGCAAGAAUCCCGCCAAGUACCUCACAGUCUACGGCCGUCGCGAGGGCCCCGAUGUCUUCCGCAUCACCGAGCAGAAAUGUCCUGUGAAGGGAGGCGAGAUCAAGAUCCGCAUCUUUGAGCCGGCUCUGGCGCUUGAUGACCACGGGCAGCCGAAGAAGAGAGCCGCGUAUGUCAACUUCCAUGGCGGGGGAUGGGUGUUUGGAGACCUGUCGAGCGACCAUGACUUCUGCAAACGACUUGUGCAUGAUCUCGACGGCAGUCUGGUUGCCUUUGACGUGGAUUAUCGACUAGCUCCCGAGAACAAAUAUCCCAUCCCAGUGGAUGAUUGCUGGGCGGCGUUCAAGUGGAUCCGAUCGCAAAAAACCGAAGAGUUCCAUAUCGACCCGGACCGUAUGGCUGUGGGUGGCGCCUCUGCAGGAGGCCAUCUAUCCGCCGUGGUAGCCCAUCUCUGCCGCGAUGCCAACAUUCCACUGCGCUUGCAGGUUCUCAACGUCCCCGCCUGCGACCUGCAUAGUAUGUUCACCCCAGAGGGAGAAUUCGACCGGGAAAACUGUCCGUAUGAGUCGUACCGAGAGAUGGAGUUCACGGCGGCACUCCCAGCGGCACGCAUGGCGUAUUUCCAUCGACACUUUCUGGGCGUGCCGCGACCUGCGAGAUCGGAGGAGGACUGGAAGAUAUCCCCGAUCCUUGCGCCCAUAUUCGAGGGGUUGGCGCCGGCUUUGGUGAUUACUGCGGAGAUGGACACUCUGCGCGACGAAGGCGAGGCGUAUGCGGCGAAACUGAGGGCCGCAGGAUGUCGGGUGGAAAGUAAGCGGAUGGCCGGGGCUCCGCAUACGUUCUCACACUUGGACGGGAUUUUGAAGACUGGUGAAGAGUACAACCAGAUGGUGGUGGCUGGGCUGCGGAGGGAGCUGUUGAGUUAG